This is a messenger RNA of Lactuca saligna, 642 nucleotides long. The record is from the annotation of a GenBank genome assembly. Lineage: Eukaryota; Viridiplantae; Streptophyta; Magnoliopsida; Asterales; Asteraceae.
AUGGAAGGAGAAAACACAUUGAUUAAAGAUGUGCCUAUAUUGGAAAUGGAGGAGGAGGACCAAAAUGAUGGAUCUGAUCUAGAUGAUUCAGAACAUGAAGACACAUCGGAUUACACUUCCAACGAUUCCAAUAGCAAUACAGAUACUACAAAGAAAACAAGGAAGAGGGGAUUGAUUCGAUUGCCAAAGUUUGCAAGGAAGUAUAGAUCACAGUUACCUAGUUAUCUGGGAGACUUAGUACGGGAAAGGGUAGGAGUUAGUGUUUUCAAUUGGAAGAAGGUAGCAAAAGAAGUCAAGGAAAAACUAUGGGAAGAGAUAACGGAUACGUCAAGAAAGGCGAAAGUAGCACGUUCGAAGUCGAAUUAUAAUCACCGGAUGAGACGAGGAGGAUAUACGGCUCUAAGAGAGAAACUGAUGGAACAUGAAAAACAAAUCAAAGAUGGAGAUGUGAAGCUUGAUCCUAGGAUGGAUUCCAUGACACUAGUCUUUGGCAAGGAAAAUGGUGGAUUCUUAAAAGGGGUUGGCACAGGAGUGACUGCUAACAAAUAUUUCCACAUUCCUAGAACCAAAGGAUCUUCAAAAGAACAAAUUGCGGACCUAAAGUUUGAACUACAGAAUGAGAGACUUGAGCUGCAGAAAUAA